Molecule: messenger RNA, 1266 nt
Organism: Uranotaenia lowii
Lineage: Eukaryota; Metazoa; Arthropoda; Insecta; Diptera; Culicidae
Product: histone H1B-like
Exons: 2
Coding region: 28-681 (217 amino acids)
Biological process (GO): chromosome condensation; nucleosome assembly; negative regulation of DNA recombination
Cellular component (GO): nucleosome; nucleus
Molecular function (GO): structural constituent of chromatin; nucleosomal DNA binding; double-stranded DNA binding
Source: RefSeq, a predicted model, not a curated record
GUUACGCAUACUUUCAAGUGAAGGAAAAUGACCGAGACCGAAGUUGCUGUCGCGGCCCCAGCUGCUGCAUCCCCGGCCAAGGCCAAGAAACCACGGGCUCCCAAGGGCGAGAAGAAACCGAAGAAGCCAUCCACGCAUCCUCCGGUCAACGAUAUGGUCCUGGCGGCCAUCAAGACGUUGAAGGAGCGUAACGGAUCGUCUUUGCAGGCCAUCAAAAAGUACAUCGCCGCCAACUAUAAGUGUGACGUGGCCAAAUUGUCCACUUUCAUCAAGAAGGCUCUGAAGGGUGGCGUCGAGAAAGGGAAGCUCGUCCAGACCAAGGGAACUGGAGCUUCGGGUUCUUUCAAGAUCAAGGUUGCUGCUAAGCCAGCAGCUGGUGAAAAGAAAGUAGCUAAGAAGCCCAAGAAGGCAUCUGCCGCCAAGAAACCGAAAAAGGCCGCUGGCGAGAAGAAACCUGCUGCCAAGAAAGCAACAGCAGCCAAGCCCAAGUCUGCUGCCGCAAAGAAAGCCAAAGCUGCUCCAGUGAAGGCAGCCAAGAAGGCUGGCACGGCCAAAAAACCUGCUGCUGCUGCUUCUCCCAAGCAGAAGGCCACCAAACCAUCGAAAACGGCAGCCAAGAAGCCAAAAGCACCAAAACCCAAAAAGGCUGCCCCAGCUAAGAAAGCAGCUGCCAAAAAAUAAACGGAAGAAGUUCCAGCUCUAUAACGAACUACACUGCUUUGGCAACCAAACAGCGAAAGCAAGAAAUUUUGAACCUCCUGCUGGAAUAUUUGCCUGAUAAUUUUCACCCCAUGGCUGCCCGGAAAAUCAAGUGUCGGAUUUGGAUUCCGGCACGAGUAUUGGCGAGACAGCGAUCUGCCGGAUUGGAAUCAAACGACAGACCUCAACACAUAGAUGUCGUUCACAUAUCCGGAACCAGAACCAGAACUGAUGGUCAUCGAAUGUCAAUAGCUUAGCAGCACCAAAAACUUGGAUGAUCCCAGAUGGCCAAAAUCUCCCCCGACUUAGCUUGGAGCACGUAGGCAUCGGAGCGGGUCGUAAAUCGUUGGGCAAAGGUUUGCCGCUUGGCUUUAGCUCCGGGCUCGAUAAGAGCGAUCAAGGCAAGGACAUGUUCACGUUUACAGCCUAGUCCGAGGGCUCCGAAGAAUCCGGCAUGGUUGAAACAAAUUACCCUGCUUGAUUUGGAAGAUUUCCAUUCGACGAGUUCGCGAAAAUACUGGCCGGACUGCACGGCAAUAAAAAUACUUGUAGGAAUACACUACAAUA